Messenger RNA from Electrophorus electricus (electric eel), 1428 nucleotides. It is a transcript of the gene mrpl2, whose product is annotated as mitochondrial ribosomal protein L2. Gene Ontology annotation, molecular function: RNA binding; structural constituent of ribosome. The record is from RefSeq and is a predicted model, not a curated record. NCBI's taxonomy places the organism in Eukaryota, Metazoa, Chordata, Actinopteri, Gymnotiformes, Gymnotidae. Gene Ontology annotation, biological process: mitochondrial translation. Gene Ontology annotation, cellular component: mitochondrial large ribosomal subunit; ribosome.
CGACACCUCACACUAAACGGAUACUAAAUGAAGGACAUGGGGUAGCAUAUGAGUUUGCAGUGUUAGCAAGAUCUUAAAUAUCCUGAGUAACCCGAGCUGCAGUUUCAUCUUUCGGAAUGGCAGUAUCGUUCAUUUCCCGUGCUUUGAAUGCGCUUUCCUUCACCCUCAGCUCAAAGUUCAUCUCAUCUCCGGUUUUAGUGAACGCUGCACUGAAUGCACAGGCAGGUAGAAAUGCACUUCUGGCCAUACCGCCUGCCAGCAUCUCGCUGACACACAUACGAGGGUUCCUCACAACAGCGCCUGUGUGGCAGAACAGAACACUGUGGAAGCAGAGCGACAAGUACACGAUUCGACCCAUUGGGGUUAAGAAGACUGGGGGAAGAGAUCACACCGGCAAGAUCAGGAGGCAUGGGAUUGGAGGGGGCCACAAGCAGAGAUAUCGCAUGAUAGACUUCCAACGCCUGCGAUAUGAACCGGGCAAGGAGGGCCAGCUAAUAGAAGAGAGGGUUAUUGAAGUCCGAUAUGAUCCGUGCAGAACAGCAGACAUUGCCCUGGUUGCUGGAGGAAACCGCAAGCGUUGGAUCAUUGCCACAGAGAACAUGCAGGCUGGAGACCUGAUCAAAACCUCAACUGAGAUUGGACGGAUGGCAGUAUUGGCUAAUGAGGGUGACGCCCAUCCUCUGGGGGCCCUUCCUAUUGGGACUCUCAUCAACAACUUGGAGCUGUACCCAGGCAAAGGAGCCCAGUACAUCCGUGCUGCAGGCACUUGUGGUGUCUUACUUCGCAAAGUGAAUGGGACAGCAAUCAUUCAGCUGCCUUCCAAACAUCAAAUUCAGAUAUCAGAAAUGUGCAUGGCCACUGUGGGCAAGGUGUCCAACAUCGACCACAACAAGCGCGUGAUUGGGAAGGCGGGCCGUAACCGCUGGCUGGGCAUCAGGCCGUCCAGCGGCAAGUGGCACAGGAAGGGCGGCUGGGCAGGCCGCAAGAUCCGACCCCUGCCACCCAUGAAGUGUUACGUCAACCUGCCCUCUGUAGCUGCCAAAUCAUAAGUGCUAGAGGGAGAGGAAGCAAGAGCAACUGUUCCUAUAGGCUGGAGUCACAAUUCAGGCUGUGUAUGUGUUCAGAGAGUCAGUUGCCUUUCUCUAAGGUUUGCCAACAAAGUCGAAUAAAAUGCAAUAAAUCCUGUGUUUAAAUGUGCAGCACAUGCUGCUUUGUCAAAUAUAUUUGAACGUUAGUCAACUGCUCUGUCCUUGAAAGAUGGGGUGGAGUGAAAGGUACCCACAGGAACUUGGAAGUAUUUUAUUAAUUAAACACAGAAUGGAAAGAAAUAAAAUAUAAAAUUUUGUACAUUUGUCAUACACAUGCAAAGAUUAUGCCAAGUUUUUCCCAUUAGUGGUAGACUUAAAAGUACAACCAUAAUUUCAAACA